Symbiodinium necroappetens is the source of this 522-nucleotide messenger RNA. NCBI's taxonomy places the organism in Eukaryota, Dinophyceae, Suessiales, Symbiodiniaceae. The record is from the annotation of a GenBank genome assembly.
AUGUUGUCACGAGGGCGUCAUGCGCGCCACGGGUAUGCAAAGUUGCAACUAAGGAAUGCAGCACAGCUCGCAGCAGCAAUUUUCCUGGCAACCCUUGCCACAUUUUUCAUUGCUGGCCAAGAGGCCCCCAUCGACUUCGUCAGUGCACGGUGGAUUGGCGGUCCUGUGGCGAGAAGUCCUGGAUCACGGACAGCUCGCAGAGCGGAGGAAUCGGAUGUGGAGGAGGAAGACGAAGCUCCAGACGUGGACUUGGACAAAGAUCCCAACUGGCUCAAGGUGAAGCAGGAAAUGGCUCGCAUCUGGGACAUGCGUUACGAGUCGGAAGACUGGCUCAUCGCGGACGAUGUGAAAGGAAUCAUGGACGAGCACCUGCAGACCAUCAUAGGCAAGAGCAACUACCUAGACAUGGAGGAGACCUUCGUGGAGGUGGCCGACGGGGAACCGAAGCCUGGCGAGAUCAGCAAGGAAGACUUUACUGAGAUUGCUGGCGCCUACGUCUAUGGCACCCUGUACACUGAGUGA